Molecule: messenger RNA, 1457 nt
Organism: Closterium sp. NIES-67
Lineage: Eukaryota; Viridiplantae; Streptophyta; Zygnematophyceae; Desmidiales; Closteriaceae
Source: the annotation of a GenBank genome assembly
GUGAUGUUCUCAAGCCUCAAGCAGCCUUGGGCAUUUGGCUGUUGCUAUCCCAAAAGCAUGGCAACUCCGAUAGCUGCGAGCUGGCAAUUGUGUCGUUCCGCCAUGAUGACUCCUGAUGAAAAAGUCUUACAGUCUGUGGAGAAUAAGGAGCCAAGAAAGUCGACAGUCAAGGACCUCGCGAGAAAGUUUGACAUAAAGCCUAGUUCAUUGAUUCAGGGUCCCGCAAAGGCCGUUUCUAGGGAUCUUGACGACGCUGAUGGAAAACUGACCAAGUCGGAGCUGGAGGAACUGAAAACUCGUUUGGAGAAACUUCAGCUUCAGCUAGAUGGAAGCCAGAGAGAUGAAGUCGGUUCAAUUCUGGAGAUUGUUGGCAAGGCCUACAGCCGGAGGUCCAGCGAUCGCUCGGAAAGCAAGUGGACGGAAAUUCUGCUGAAGUCAGCAGACCUGCAAACUCAGGGCGACGAUGAUGCGCUUCUGUCGCUGCUCGCGUCAAAGGGCGAAGAGGUUUCGCGCCUCAAGGCAGAAGUGAUGGAGCUCAAGUCUCGGAUGGCCGGCGAGCGGGGGAUUAUGAAAUACGAGAUCCAAGGAAAUGAAGAGCUUGGGAGCCUCCUCUUCGUGGUUUCAAUGUCUGAUGAUGUGGCGCACCCAUCCCAGUGCAACAUUCACUGGUAUCGAUCCAGCAAAGAUGGGAAGCAUACUCAGCUUAUAAUCGGAGCGGAAGGGACCAUGUAUGCAACUGAGCCUGAAGAUCUCGGCUGCGUCAUUCAGGCAGCUAUAGAAUCAGCAACAGCUUGUCAAGGAAUCAUGUUCCUUACUUCUGGGGAAAUUCAACCAGGGAGCAUGUACGAGACGCUCCUUGCUCAGACAUCUCUUCUCAAUGACGUCCAAUUUUCGGUCCUCAUAUGCAACAAAGAUGGGAGCACUACUGCAGACGUAGAUCAGGCUCAGCUGCGAAUCAACAAAGCGCGGGUGAAGCUGGUCACUACCUCGAAUUCUCUGAUAAGGAGAGAGUCGUACAACCAGGCAAUGCAGUUUUAUGGGCUUCGGUGGAGCACCAAUUCUUCUUCUCUUGGUGCAUGCUGGGUUCCACGCAAGGGUCUGAGCUUCAACCUCAUGUUCCAGUCCAUAACAGAACGGAACAUAGCCAUCCAAGUAGCAAGGACAAAUGCGUGCAAGCUGAAGAUUGAUGUGUCUGGGCCGGAGGGCCAUUUUCAUGGGCACGAUAAUUAACAGGGCAGGACUAUUGUGCGUACAACUGUGGUGCGGCGGAGCAGCGUAGGGAUGAGUCUGUAGGUCUUGUAGGAAACGAAAUGCACAAAAUUCAGGGAGAAAGUUGUGUGGAGACCCAAUGCAAUCCGGUGGGGUAAUGGUAUGGUUGGUGGUAGAGGAUUAUUCUGCAGUUUGAACAGAUGCAACAUCUGAAGUAGUUGGCAAGGAUUUUGUAUACACAGCAAUAU